This is a messenger RNA of Talaromyces proteolyticus, 4413 nucleotides long. RefSeq lists its product as uncharacterized. The record is from RefSeq and is a predicted model, not a curated record. NCBI's taxonomy places the organism in Eukaryota, Fungi, Ascomycota, Eurotiomycetes, Eurotiales, Trichocomaceae. The coding region runs from base 1 to 4254 and encodes 1417 amino acids. Gene Ontology annotation, biological process: carbohydrate metabolic process. Gene Ontology annotation, molecular function: hydrolase activity, hydrolyzing O-glycosyl compounds; chitin binding. The transcript has 7 exons.
AUGCUUUUCUUUACCUGGCUUCAUCUGGUUUUUGGGGCCAUCGGCCUUGCCCUUGUGUCCCCAGGGCGAGCCGGAUUCUCUUCAUCACCCCGUGCCGCGCUCAGAAUCCCCGCGAGCCCGGGUUAUCGUGGUAGGGACGUUGCUUGUCCAACGCGUUGCAGCACUUCGGGAGCUUCGUAUGGCAACUGGUCUGUCUAUCACAACCUGGAGCAGACCAAAUUGUGUGAACACAUCAUUUUCUCCAUGUUCAAUAUCUAUGAUGAUGUCGACGACUCUACGAGAAACCACCGGAUCUAUUCCUGCUCUUCUUAUGGCCCGGAUUGGACCAAUCUACAGGCACAAAACGCCCCGGUUUCCAUUGUUAACAAUACGAACACAACGUAUCAGCUGGGAUGGUGGGCAGACGGUACAUCCCAACCGGCUACCAUCCAGAGUCUUGCACGGGAGAUGGGCAAGUACUUCACCAGCGGACAUGGCCUCACCAACAGUUCCGUGAAUCUCUUCGUCCAAGCUAGCGGCGGCGCUGCCGGUAUCUAUAUUGGCAAGGGCCUGCAGAACGAGGGCAUUGUCAAUUUCGCUCUCGGAUAUCUGCAAAACAACAUCCUAUCCCUCAACGUCCAAAGCGGAAAUGUGGCUAUGCAGCUUUGUGGCCCUGGCUACGAUGCCGACCACACCUUUGGCUUCAUCGCUGCUAGCAAUGGCACCUUUUCUCAGGUCCAGGACGCCAUCCAGUCUUGGUACAAGGGCGACUGUGUCUCCUUUUAUACUUCACAAAACAUCAGUGGUCCUUCCUAUUUCACCACGACCACCGCCAGGUUAAGUAAUGUCACAGGCUCGACAAACUCGACGUCGACUCAUCUAGCCCGCCGUUCAUCCGGUACGUUGCCUAACUUUGCGCCGUCACCCAAGCCUGAUGGAUCAUGUGCUACGUAUACUGUGUCACCUAACGAUUCGUGUUGGGCAAUCACUGCUACCUACAACUUGACCACCGAUGAGUUGGACAAGUACAACAGCGACACCUGGGGCUGGGAAGGUUGCGACAACUUGAUGGCCGGUAUCAUUAUUUGUCUCAGCUCGGGCAGACCGCCGAUGCCAGCGGCCGACAAGAACGCCGUGUGCGGUCCUACCGUGCCUGGGACGGUGGCGCCGACAAAUGGGACGGCCAUUUCCGACCUCAACCCCUGCCCGCUGAAUGCCUGUUGCGAUGUCUGGGGCCAGUGCGGCAUCACAUCUGAAUUCUGCACCAACACGAGCACCGGAGCGCCAGGGACGGCCAAGCCUGGUACGAACGGGUGCAUCUCCAACUGCGGCACCAAAAUCGUCAAGGGUAGUGCGCCAGCCACGUACCGGAACGUCGCUUAUUACGAAGCUUUCAAUUUCGACCGGCCCUGCCUCUACCAGGAUAUUCGGCAAGUAGACUCCUCGUUAACGCACCUGCACUUUUCGUUUGGCACCCUGGACGCGAACAACUACUCCGUUAACAUUGGCAAUGCCCUCAGCGCGUACGAGUUCGAGAACUUGAAGCGCUUGUCAGGGCCUCAGCGGAUCCUGACGUUUGGUGGCUGGGCUUUCUCCACCGAUUCGAGCACGUACAACAUAUUCCGUGAGGGUGUGACCGCCGCCAACCGUGAGACUAUGGCCACGAGCAUUGCCAACUUCAUCCACGACAACAAUCUGGAUGGCGUGGAUAUUGAUUGGGAGUACCCUGGCGCACCGGAUAUUCCUGGCAUUCCGCCCGGCAACCCAGAUGACGGCGCAAACUACUUGGCCUUUUUAGUUAUUUUGAAGAACAAGCUUAGUGGCAAAUCGCUGUCAAUUGCGGCCCCUGCGUCCUACUGGUACUUGAAAGGCUUUCCCAUCGCCGAAAUCAGUAAGGUUGUAGACUACAUUGUAUUCAUGACCUAUGAUCUCCAUGGCCAGUGGGAUUAUGGCAGUGCGUAUUCACAAGAAGGGUGCCCAACGGGAAACUGUCUACGAAGCGACGUAAACUUGACUGAAACGAACACCGCAUUAUCUAUGAUUACAAAAGCCGGUGUACCUUCAAACAAGAUUGUCGUUGGAGUCACAAGCUAUGGCCGCUCUUUUGGCAUGGCCCAAGCCGGCUGCCACACUGAGGGCUGCUUCUUCACUGGAUCUGCAUCUCAAUCGACUGCACAGCCAGGCCCUUGCACGAACACGGCUGGAUACAUCUCGAACGCGGAGAUCAACGAUAUUGUGGGUAACAAGAGCCGAGUCGUGACUUCCUAUGUCGACGAGAAAAGUAACAGCAACAUCCUUGUCUACGACGACACGCAAUGGGUCGCCUACAUGGACGACAACAUCAAGGCUGAACGCGUGCUAUACUACCAGGUUCUAGAAAUGGGCGGUUCCACCCUUUGGGCUUCCGACCUCUCGCAGUACAACAAGGUCCCUUAUCCAAGCAAGAGUUGGGAUCAUUUUAUUAGCCUCGCUGCGAUUGGGGACGACCCAUAUGCGGAAGGCAACCGCACCGGCAACUGGACGACGCUGACCUGCAGCGACCCGUCCGUCGAAGACCUCACGGGAUUGUCGCCAGAGGAGCGGUGGGAUGAGAUGGACUGCCCGAAUGCGUGGACGGACGCCGUCAAUGUCUGGCUGGACAUUGACCAACCUGCCGGAACGCUGAGUUUCACCGCGUCGGUCUCGAACACCAUUCAUGGUCCGGAGGACGCCGACUGCGGGCAGUACGGGGACACCAGCAACUGCGCUGGAACCAAAACCUGCGCGGAGAUUGUGGGUGGCGGCUCUGGCCCGGCUGGAUACGAGAUCUGGAACUCGAUGGUCAUUGUGCAUGAGAUGUACACCACCUACAUCGACGCCUUGCACAAUGCCUUCAGCGACAUCGUAAGCCCGGCGCUCCAAAACAUGGAGAACACCUUCGCGCCGGUCUCUCCUCCUAAGGACAACGAAUGGCUUGGUAUUCUGCUGUCUGUGAUUGGCCUCGUGGGUACUGUGGCCACUUCGGCAUUUUUCAACUCAUUCCUGGCCGCCAUGCCCUUUUUCAAAGCCAACAAAGCACUAUACGACAAUUUGAAAGAUACCGGCAAGGCCCUUGUGUCCUUUGGCACAAGCCUUACUUCUGCCUUGGAUGGAGGAAGCGUGGCAGGCGGCACAUGGACUGCCCCGGACCAGGCUGUGUUCUCCCAAUACCUGGGCCAGGCCAUCUUUGGCUGGGCCAAUGUGACCGAGUUGGCAUUGCAGAAGCUUUUCGAUGGCGACAAGGAUGGGCUCACAACGCUCACCGGCCUUAUCUCAGACGGCAAGCUCAUCGCAGGCGGCGUCAGCGGUAGCGAGGCCGAGCCACCCACGAAAUACAACGCCACGACCUUCGCCACACUAGAGGCGAGCGUCGCCAAGUCGUUUUUCGCCUUUGCCAUCCCAUCUCUCUGGAACGUCUCGAGCACGUACGCAUUUGUCGCCGACUCCGGCGCCUCGUGCGACACCAGUGACCCUCUCUCCACAUACAUGCCCAGCGACGACAUGACGGCUUCUGGGUAUUGCUAUAACAACAACAUGUACUACCUGGUCUACCCUCACGAAUCACCGAACAACGACUGCGAGACGAAUGGAGACGGUGUUCGGACGUGCGGAAGCUAUGUAUUUGGGGCAGUGCCGGGCAUCAAGUCACUGGACGGCACGUUCGGCGGCAUCACCCUCGCGGACCUCAUCGUCGGCGCCGUCAGGACGUAUGAGCAGAACGGGAAGCAAAACGGCGGCGGCGUCGCGGAUCCCGCCAAUUCGGGCACCUUGGAAGACAUGUGGAACCAGGACAUCACGACGCCGGGAUACGUCACGAUCCCCGUCUGCAGCCCUGCCACGGCAGAUGCCGCGAUCAGUGCUAAGCAGAGCAGCGUGCCCAACUACCCGUGCAACCCACUGCAGGCGAUCAGCGACUGUGGCGAUUCAACGUUCGUCGACCAGACCACCAGUGGGUCCCCGACCAUCGCCGACUGCCAGCAGAUCAUAAAGAACAUCCAGAACACACUGGGCGAGUGGGAGGUGGAGAAUGCCGUCGAGGAACAGCACCAGCUGGUGCAGUACGGCACCUGCAAAUUUGGCGUCCAGGGCAAAGCCAUCAACGGCAACGUCGACUUCCACGUCGGCGCCCAGGACAUUAUCGACAUCAUCAACACGUCGAUCCAAAAGUUUUCCUGGAACGGUUUGGUCAGCGCCAAGGGCGAGAUGGGCUGCAAUGGCAACGUGAAGCAGCAGUCGGUGGAAUGGGGUCUUUACUGAGCUCGCCCCCAAAUCCACAAGUUACGAUCCAUUGAAUGGGAUCAUGAUAUAUUUCUGUAAACCAUCCUUUCAGCUAGUCAUCUCAUAUGUUUAAAUUCUUUUGUGCUCAAUUAGACUAUGAAGUGAGCGAAUCCUGUUAAUAGCGUCAAUCGCAAAUCC